AUGUUCGUUUACAAGCGAGACGGACGCAAAGAACGCGUGCAGUUCGACAAGAUCACUGCCCGUGUGUCGAGGCUCUGUUAUGGCCUCGAUCCGGAGCACGUUGAUGCUGCCGCUAUCACCCAAAAGGUUAUCUCUGGUGUGUACCAGGGUGUCAACACCAUCGAGCUAGAUAACUUGGCUGCGGAGACUGCGGCAUACAUGACAGUCACACACCCCGACUACGCUAUCCUGGCCGCUCGUAUCGCCGUCUCCAACCUUCACAAGCAGACCAAGAAGCAAUUCUCGAUGGUCAUCUCCGACCUCUACCACUAUGUCAACCCCAAGAACAAUAAGCCCGCUCCCAUGAUUUCCAAGGAGCACUACGAGAUUGUCAUGAAGCAUGCAGAAGAACUUAACUCUGCCAUUGUCUAUGACCGUGAUUUCAACUACAACUAUUUCGGCUUCAAGACCCUGGAGCGUUCAUAUCUCCUUCGGAUCAACGGCAGUAUUGCCGAGCGUCCCCAGCACCUGCUGAUGCGUGUUGCUGUGGGCAUCCACGGUGAGGACAUUGAGAAGGCCGUUGAGACAUACCACUUGAUGUCCCAGAAGUAUUUCACUCACGCUUCUCCCACUCUGUUCAACGCUGCUACCCCGCAGCCCCAGCUGGCCUCCUGCUUCCUCGUUGACAUAAAGGAGGACAGCAUUGAGGGUAUCUAUGAUACCCUGAAGACCUGUGCCAUGAUCUCCAAGACUGCUGGUGGUAUUGGUCUAAACGUCCACCGUAUCCGUGCCACUGGCUCCUACAUUGGUGGAACUAACGGCUCCUCCAACGGUAUCGUUCCCAUGCUCCGAGUCUACAACAACACUGCCCGCUAUGUUGACCAGGGUGGCAACAAGCGUCCUGGUGCUUUUGCGAUCUACCUGGAGCCCUGGCACGCGGAUGUUUUCGAGUUCCUCGAUCUCCGCAAGAACCAUGGCAAGGAGGAAGUCCGUGCCCGGGAUCUUUUCUAUGCUCUAUGGACCCCUGAUCUCUUCAUGAAGCGUGUCGAGGCCAACGGUGAAUGGACCCUGUUCUGCCCCAACGAGGCUCCCGGUCUGGCCGAUGUCUACGGCGAUGAGUUCGAUGCUCUGUAUGAGCGCUACGAGAAGGAGGGCCGUGGUCGCAAGACUAUCAAAGCUCAGAAGCUCUGGUACGCCAUCCUUGAGGCUCAGACCGAGACUGGCAACCCCUUCAUGCUGUACAAGGAUGCUUGCAACAAGAAGAGCAACCAGAAAAACCUCGGUACCAUCCGCAGCUCCAACCUGUGCACUGAGAUCAUUGAGUACAGCGCUCCCGAUGAGGUCGCUGUCUGCAACUUGGCUUCUCUUGCUCUCCCCACCUACGUCGAUGCUGCCCGUGGUGAGUAUGACUUUGGCAAGCUGCACGAGGUCGUCCAGGUCCUGGUUCGCAACCUGAACAAGAUCAUCGACAUCAACUACUACCCCGUUCCUGAGGCCAAGAAGAGCAACUUCCGCCACCGCCCCAUUGCUCUGGGUGUCAACGGUCUCGCUGAUGCUUUCCUCGCUCUGCGUCUGCCCUUCGACUCCCCGGAGGCCAAGCAGCUCAACACUCAAAUCUUUGAGACCAUCUACCACGGUGCUCUGACUGCAUCCUCGGACCUGGCUAAGCAACUCGGCCCCUACGAGACCUACCCAGGCUCCCCCGUGUCGCAGGGUAUCCUGCAGUAUGACAUGUGGGAUCGCACCCCUACCGACCUGUGGGACUGGUCUGCUCUGAAGGCCAAGAUCGCCGAGACUGGUGUCCGCAACAGUCUGCUGGUGGCCCCCAUGCCUACCGCCAGUACCUCCCAGAUCCUGGGCUUCAACGAGUGCUUCGAGCCCUACACCUCGAACAUCUACUCCCGCCGUGUCCUGGCUGGUGAGUUCCAGGUCGUCAACCCCUGGCUGCUGAAGGAUCUGGUCGACCUGGGCUUGUGGUCAGACAACAUGAAGAACCGCAUUAUCGCCGACGGCGGCUCCGUCCAGAACAUCCCCAACAUCCCCGCCGACAUCAAGGCCCUCUACAAGACCGUCUGGGAGAUCUCCCAGCGCUCCAUUCUGCAGAUGGCUGCCGACCGCGGCGCCUUCAUUGACCAGUCCCAGUCGCUCAACAUCCACAUGAAGGAGCCCACCAUGGGCAAGAUCACCUCCAUGCACUUCGCCGGCUGGAAGAUGGGCUUGAAAACCGGCAUGUACUACCUCCGCACCAUGGCCGCCUCCGCCCCCAUCCAGUUCACCGUCGACCAGGAGCAGCUCAAGGUCGAGGACACCAACGUCGCCCGCACCAACCCUUCGUACAAGAAGCGCACCGUUGGCGCUGCCUCCUCCUCCGCCUAUUCCGCUGUGCCACGCGCCAACGGCUCUGAGGAGGCUACCGCCGCUGUCAACGCCAGCCCCAGCCAAGAGAGCCCGCGCACUCUGGUCGAGCCUAUUGCCGCUGCCACGGCUACUGAGUCUAACGGCGCGGCUGCGUCUGAGGAGGCUGCUGAGGGCGAGACUGAGGGCAAGUCUGAAGAAGAUAUCUUCUCGGACAAGGUGCUCCAGUGCAGCAUUGAGAACAAGGAUGCUUGCAUCAUGUGCCAGGGCUAA
Molecule: messenger RNA, 2607 nt
Organism: Penicillium canariense
Lineage: Eukaryota; Fungi; Ascomycota; Eurotiomycetes; Eurotiales; Aspergillaceae
Product: ribonucleotide-diphosphate reductase subunit RNR1
Exons: 3
Coding region: 1-2607 (868 amino acids)
Biological process (GO): deoxyribonucleotide biosynthetic process; DNA replication
Cellular component (GO): ribonucleoside-diphosphate reductase complex
Molecular function (GO): ATP binding; ribonucleoside-diphosphate reductase activity, thioredoxin disulfide as acceptor
Source: RefSeq, a predicted model, not a curated record